GACUUAGAAAGUACGAUCCAUGUUCACGGUAAACACUGCACCAAAUAACAACAAAAACGCCUUUAUCAUGCCACAGGCGCUGUCCUACCAUGUGUAAAAAAUACGUAAUUAAUUUACCGUUUCAGUAACAACAUUAUAAGCACAAUUUUAAUACCACACCGUGAUAAUGACCACCAUAAGAACACUCACAAACGAAACUAUGUCGACUUGUGCCACAGAAUUUCCUUCAAUGCGCAACAACGCAUCAGAAUACGAGAACGGGUUGAAAUCAACAAUUCAGCUCGUUUUCAGCGUAUCGUUUAUAGCAUGUGCAUUGUUGCUGGGUGCGAUGGUUGUUUACAUGUGUAUGAAGAUAAGAAAGAAGAAUAAAAUAUUGUUCUCUCCUGUCCCUGAACUGCCAUCAUACAGAAACCUACGAUGCAACCCGUUAUCACAGGUAUUGAGAGAAAUAGAGGCGCAUAAACCAGCAGAUCGAUUAUACGAAAAGUUGGCGGUGCGCCAACCAUCUCAUCAUGUUAAUUCGCACGAUCCACAUAAAUUUGCGAAUCCUGUCUGCCUAGAAAACGCGUUUGAUAAGGAAGUUUAUCUUUAA
Messenger RNA from Vavraia culicis subsp. floridensis, 592 nucleotides. RefSeq lists its product as uncharacterized. The transcript has a single exon. The coding region runs from base 167 to 592 and encodes 141 amino acids. The record is from RefSeq and is a predicted model, not a curated record. Lineage: Eukaryota; Fungi; Microsporidia; Pleistophoridae.